Molecule: messenger RNA, 1361 nt
Organism: Cajanus cajan (pigeon pea)
Lineage: Eukaryota; Viridiplantae; Streptophyta; Magnoliopsida; Fabales; Fabaceae
Gene: DIM1A
Product: Ribosomal RNA adenine dimethylase family protein
Biological process (GO): rRNA methylation
Cellular component (GO): nucleolus
Molecular function (GO): rRNA (adenine-N6,N6-)-dimethyltransferase activity
Source: RefSeq, a predicted model, not a curated record
CAUAAUUCAAAAAGAGGAUCAUAAACCCUAAAGUCCUCACUUCCUCUUCUCUCCCUCAAGCUUAGAAGCUGCGCAGGUUUUCCCCUUCUCUGGGAAUCGAACUGAACCAAACGGUGUCGUUAGAGAGGGUGUGAAUGGCAGGGGGAAAGGCGAAGAAGGAAAAGGGGAAGCCCCAGCAACAGCACAUGCCUUACCAGGGUGGAAUAUCGUUCCACAAGUCAAAGGGUCAACACAUUCUCAAAAACCCUUUGCUUGUGGAUUCCAUCGUGCAGAAGGCCGGCGUCAAAUCCACCGACGUCAUCCUCGAGAUCGGCCCCGGCACCGGAAACCUCACCAAGAAGCUUCUGGAAGCCGGCAAGAAGGUUAUUGCCGUCGAGAUUGACCCUCGGAUGGUUCUCGAACUCCAGAGACGGUUUCAGGGCACUCCUCACUCCAACCGCCUCACGGUUAUCCAAGGUGAUGUGCUGAAGACGGAACUUCCUUAUUUUGACAUAUGUGUUGCAAACAUUCCAUACCAAAUAUCUUCUCCUCUAACAUUCAAGUUACUCAACCACCAGCCUGCCUUUAGGGCUGCAAUCAUAAUGUUUCAGAGAGAAUUUGCCAUGCGAUUGGUUGCUCAGCCUGGUGAUAAACUCUAUUGUCGUCUUACGGUGAAUACUCAACUUCAUGCUCGAGUUUUCCACCUUCUCAAAGUUGGAAGAAACAACUUCAGGCCUCCACCUAAGGUUGAUUCCUCUGUAGUGCGAAUUGAGCCCAGGAAACCCCGAAUUGAAGUAAAACAGAAGGAGUGGGAUGGAUUUUUGCGAAUAUGUUUUAACAGGAAGAACAAAACACUUGGUUCUAUAUUUAGGCAAAAAAGUGUGAUCUCAUUGCUUGAAAAAAACUACAGGACUGUGCGGGCGUUGGAACUUGGGAAAGAAGAUUCAGCGAAGGAAGUGGAUACUAAAAUGGACUUCUCUAGUUUUGGUGAUGAUCAAGGUAUGGAGAUGGAUGAUGAUGGAGAUGAUGAUGAAAUGGAAGUUGAAGAUGGGGAAGCAGAUGGAGUGCAAUCUGAAUUCAAGGACAAGGUUUUAGGAGUUUUGAAAGAGGGAGAUUUUGAAGAGAAGAGGUCGUCCAAGCUUACAUUGCAGGAAUUCCUAUACCUGCUUUCACUGUUUAACAAAGCGGGCAUACACUUCUCCUGAUUUUAGAUUAUCAAUUUUUUUCUUUUUCAAUUAGUCUUAUUGUUAUUCAACAGUUUUUCAAGAGAGUGGUGUCAGAUAAACGGAAUUUAACUAUUUAUGCAUUGUAUUGUUGCUGAGCUCCUUUAUAGAUGUAUACUAUAUAAUCUAUAUCAGUGAUUAAGAGUUUGUUUGCUUGCA